AUGGAUACAAGGAUGAUGCUGCUGUCAAUCGUUGUAUUAAACGCUGUCGAUUUCGCUGGAGGAAAUCGACGCAGAAACCAUCGUAACAUAAUCUGUAAUAACGGUAAUGUAAUCGGUGGCCGAUGUGUGUGUAUUGAUGGCUAUAGUGGUACUUACUGCAAUCGAGUAAUGCAUUGCAAGUUAAAUAAAUUUCGAUCGAAUGGAAGUUGCAUCGAUUGCGCGGAUGGCUGGACAGGUACUAAUUGCGACCAAAUUCAAUGCGUUCAUGGUGUGCCAGAUGCAACUGAACAAAAUUGCGUAUGUAAUUUACCAUAUAGCGGACAAUUCUGCAAAUCCUUGGAAACAUCUGAUGUUUACUCUUACUACAAUCAUAAGGUUUUUAAAAUGGGACCAAUUGGCGCUUUAUCAAUAAUACCACUUUUGGUGAUUUUGUUUGGAUGUGAACGGACAGCUAAAUCUCGAAGAAUUAAACGUGUUGAAGAACAUCUAAACGGACAGAAUAUAAUCGUUAAUCGUCGUAAAAUAUCAACAUUUCUCACCACAAAAACAAAAAGUGCCCAAUAA
This is a messenger RNA of Cercopithifilaria johnstoni, 564 nucleotides long. Lineage: Eukaryota; Metazoa; Nematoda; Chromadorea; Rhabditida; Onchocercidae. The record is from the annotation of a GenBank genome assembly.